AUGCUGCAACGCAAACACCUUUUUCUGUUGUUCUUGUUCUCGUUCGUAAUCUUUCUGUCGGAACACGUGCAAUCGAACGACGACGAGAACGAUUUCGAUUGGGUUUCCGACGAAUUCGCGGAGCGAGAGAAACAGAACGACGACGAUGCCCAGUUCUCGUUUAAGGAUCCAACCGUUAUCGUUGGCAACCGCGGGGUGCAUUCGGACGAUGUCCUCAAAUAUCCACUCUCAAAAACGUCCAAAAGGAAAGAUAAACUUCAAGUGAGCGAGUGCCGCGCGUGCGAUGUUUCCGGACUGAAAGUCGGUUGCGACCAAGCGAAAUAUAUUAAACCGUGCGGUAUCGAAGGGAGCUACGCGCUGAAGUCGUCGUAUUUGGAGCACAGGGCGGAGGAGUGCGGGGGUGGGGGCAGAAAUACGAAGAUACCGUUGAUGGCGAGUUUCGUCAGAGACGUUCGCGCGACGGCGACGGAGUACGCUCUCGUUUUAGAUGGGACGAGACGGUUUUUAAUCGAAGCGUUUUGCGUGAGAGGGAGGACGAAUGACUGUCGCAGGUUUCCCAGGCACGCGAGGUGUCCAAAGGAGAUUGUAGAGAGUGGUACUGGUAUGUGUGCGUACGGCAGAUUGCUCAAUCAGCACGAGGGGACGUUUACGGACGAAGAUCUGGAUAGUUUUGGAGAAGAAGCAGCCGAGGCGGUCGUGGCGACGAUACAUUGGGAACUGCCAGAUUUUCGCGCGUGCAAGGACUUAGAGGUGAAUAAAAAGCGAGACGCGAAGGCGAACAAAUUGAGAAAUUUGUAUGACAAACCGUACGAAGGAAGGAGUAUCGAGGCGCCUAUUCAGGUAGAAACGACGGUUGGAUUCGAGAGGAAAGAGAAGAUGUUUUUAAAGUUUACCGUCCAGAAAGAUGUGGAGAAUGCAGAAUAUAAUGUCGAGCACAAGAUAUCUCCUUCGCAAGUAGAGAAGAUCUUGAACGCGCGGUGUCCAGCGACGCUGGCACUCAUCGCCGAUGCGUUUCAUGAAAUCGGCCCAGAAUGGCGUAAGAAGAACGCUUUUCGAAAGACAAAGAUGGACGAUACGCCGGAGUAUGUAACUAAAGAAGCGCAAAAGCUGUGGGCAAAACUAGGUAAGAAAACACACGAAAAGGCCAUGAAGGCAAAGAAAGAUAGGGAUAGAAAAAUAGAUAAGUCGGGGAUGACGCAAGAAGUGAAGGAUGAGCUCGGUCACGAUUGGUGGAAACAAAUCGCAAAAGGCGCGCCGAGUAGGAAAACGGUAUACUGGCAAGAUUCUCACCCUGUGUUUGAGUUCGGUUCCUCGACAUACUUGGAACCACCAGAAAGACACAUACUUCGAAUGGUAAUAGCUGGCGUACCGCGACGAAUCCGCGCGAGUGGGGAACAGAGAACUCCUUACGGGACGUUAUUCGUCGCGACAAGGGAUAAUAGGGAUACGAGUUUAAGCGAAGAGUACCAAGCGGCUUUAUUAAGGUCUGCGUCGAAGUGUUUGCGAGAGACCAACUUGCGAAUAAUCGAGAUUAAUCCCAUACACAGGAAAUCACACGCAACUGACGACGUCGUAUUCCCUUUGGAACCGCCGGUUGAUUGGAUAGAGAAGGCAUCCGUAUACGAAAAAACGGCGAGUGGUGGCGUGCGAACAGAGAUUGAUGGCGACAGAAACACAUACAGAGGUGGUCAAAACGUCGAUUUGGACUGGGAGGGAUAUUCUAUCGAUGGAGGAUCGCAUUUAGGAUGGAGUUCUGUUUCUAUCCUGCUCACCUCGGAUAUUACGGGGAAGAAUAUCUCAAGCGAAGAGGUUCGCGCGAUGUACGGCGCGACAGAGACAGAGUACGAAAGGACGGAAGAGUUUAAAGAUAAACGAGGUAAUCGACGAAGCAGAGCAGUCAAACUUCGAUGCUCGCCUCCCAGGUAUCAAAGCUUAGCGCCGUGUUUAGGCUAUGCGGAGAAACCUUCAGUCUUUCGCGUGUUGGAUAAAAAUAAAGGCCACGACCUAUUGUUGAAACACGAGCGUGUGGAUGUAAAGACGGCGGAAGCUAUGGGAAAGAUUUGUCGUUUGGGCGAUGGCGAAAGCGCAAAAUAUACAGUUGCGAAACAAAUUGGCUGCGCUGGUUGCGAAUAA
Molecule: messenger RNA, 2133 nt
Organism: Bathycoccus prasinos
Lineage: Eukaryota; Viridiplantae; Chlorophyta; Mamiellophyceae; Mamiellales; Bathycoccaceae
Exons: 2
Coding region: 1-2133 (710 amino acids)
Source: RefSeq, a predicted model, not a curated record